UCUACUCUGGGUGAGUCUGCUCCUUCGUUUACAACAGUAAAAUAUUGGGUAGCAGAGUUUAAACAAGACCGUACGAGCUGCCAAGACGAGCAUCGCAGUGGUCUACCAAAUGAGGUGACGACUCCAGAAAUGGUGAAGAAAAUCCACAAAGCGGUAUUGGAUGAUCGUCGACUGAAAGUGCGCGAGCUAGCAGACAUAGUAGGCAUUUCAAAAAGUGCGGUACAUCGCAUAUUAUCUGAAAAUUUGGACAUAAGAAAGCUGUGUGCAAGAUGGGUGCCGCGUUUGCUCACACUCGAGCAAAAACAGUGUCGUGAAAAUGUUUCAAUUGAGUGUUUAGCGAAGUUUCACAGCAACAAAGCAGAAUUUUUGCGCCGUUUCAUAACCAUGGAUGAAACAUGGGUCCAUCACUUCACACCCGAUACAAAAGAACAAUCAAAACAAUGGACUCAAAAGGGAGAAUCGGCUCCAAAGAAGGCGAAGACCGUUUCAUCUGCAGGCAAGGUCAUGGCGUCGGUGAAUGUGAUGGUCAAUUUAGAGCAGCUGCAGGAUUGUGGCGAGAACGAUACCCAGAUCGCGCUCCUCAUUCGUACAAAGUUUUUUCUCGCUUAG
Dinoponera quadriceps is the source of this 609-nucleotide messenger RNA. RefSeq names its product histone-lysine N-methyltransferase SETMAR-like. The record is from RefSeq and is a predicted model, not a curated record. Lineage: Eukaryota; Metazoa; Arthropoda; Insecta; Hymenoptera; Formicidae. Gene Ontology annotation, molecular function: nucleic acid binding. The transcript has 2 exons. The annotation marks the transcript as partial.